GGUACAUAACAUGCAAAGGACAUAGUGUGGCUCUUCCAAAGUGUACCUUCGAUGCAGAAUGUUAAGCUUUUUCCUGAAUUCGUAUUAGGCAUUUGUUUGCCCUACUUGCCAUUUUUUUUUUUACUUCUCAAUUUUCACUAGCGAAGCCCGCUUUGACUACGCUUUGUCGAAAGUUUUUUGAAUCCAUCCAUUUCAUCCAGCCGUAAUUUACCUCAUGGAUGAUUUCGAGGAACAUCUGUCCCCUCGGAAGCUAUCCGAAUCUCACGCUAGAGAGAGAGGAGAAACUCGGCUACGUUUUUUGCCAAGAACAGGCCAUUCCAUAUACUACCUGGCCCUCACAUUCAUCGAAGCUAUCAUUGUCAUAUCUCUAGAAGCCGCUGUGUUUGGUAUUUUCUUUGGCACAAAGUUUAACAGUCCAGACCAACUCGGACAAGGCAUUCCUAUAUACCUCAUCAUCUUCAUCUUUUCACAAGUGUUCCAAGUGUUUUUGGCUUUAGAUGCGGUCCGAGCCCAAAACACCAUCCAAGUUAUUGGCAUAGUGCUGUUCAACCUUUGCUGUUUCAUUUACUCGAUCUUUCAGUUCCGACAAAUCAACAACUCUAUACAAGUACCACCCGAUUCACCGGAUGCCGCCACAUCUGCUUGGCUCGAGUCUGUCAUCAGAAAAUACAUGAUCGCCGCUUCUGUCAUCAUCGGCGUCUGUGAACUUGGUUACUGUUACCUUGGUGCGAGAUUGUACCAAGAGUUCGGUUGGCGAAUUUACAAGAAAAUCGGAGCUGACCCAGAAAUCCGAAAUAUGUAUCGCUGGUACCAAAUUUUUUUGAUGCUUUUGAAGCUGGACAUCUUCUUCUUUCUGGGAUUUUCCAUCCAAUUCUUGGUUUUGGUUUUGCAUUCAGGUGAUGUUGAGUACCCUCUGACCAUCAUUGCUCUUCCUCUUACUUGCUUGUUCCUGCUAUUGGCGGUGUACGCGGUUAAACAUGAGUCGAGGCAGUUGAUCUAUAUCUUCUUUGUGGGCACGGCUGCAGCAGUUGCGUAUUUCAUCUUCAAGAUAUAUCGCAUAUACGAUCCCUCUCAAGCCACGAAAUACAAAUACACAAAGGACUUUUUAACUUUUUUUGCCAGUGUCAGUUUGACGUUAUUGAUUCUAACUAUAGCGAACGGCAUAGUAUGUUGGUUGAAUUUCGACAAGGGGCUGAAGGCGCACUUGUUAAGAGACGCACCGACCAUGGAGUAUUCCAGAAAUGCUGGAGACCGAACCAUGACGCUGGAUUAAUCUUGUCUGUGUUUGCCACUAGUGUCAUAUCAGAAGAGAUUUGACUGGGCAAAGUCACUAUUCGUUUUACAAAUCUAAAUCCAUCUUGUAAUUUUUCUACCUUGGAUUAUCAUACCUUGUUGUAACAGUUUUGCAUUAUUAUCACCCUCUUUAUCCCCCUCCCGACGCCUUUCUCC
Umbelopsis ramanniana AG is the source of this 1449-nucleotide messenger RNA. RefSeq lists its product as uncharacterized. The coding region runs from base 215 to 1273 and encodes 352 amino acids. Lineage: Eukaryota; Fungi; Mucoromycota; Umbelopsidomycetes; Umbelopsidales; Umbelopsidaceae. Gene Ontology annotation, cellular component: Golgi apparatus. The record is from RefSeq and is a predicted model, not a curated record. The transcript has 9 exons.